Phymastichus coffea is the source of this 5587-nucleotide messenger RNA. RefSeq names its product clathrin heavy chain (gene Chc). The coding region runs from base 548 to 5587 and encodes 1679 amino acids. Lineage: Eukaryota; Metazoa; Arthropoda; Insecta; Hymenoptera; Eulophidae. Gene Ontology annotation, biological process: receptor-mediated endocytosis; intracellular protein transport. Gene Ontology annotation, cellular component: cell cortex; clathrin coat of coated pit; clathrin coat of trans-Golgi network vesicle. The transcript is spliced from 10 exons. The record is from RefSeq and is a predicted model, not a curated record. Gene Ontology annotation, molecular function: clathrin light chain binding; structural molecule activity.
CUCUGCCUCGUCCGCGGGUGUCACCUCAACGGCAGCAGCAGCAGCGCUCUAGCGCACUAGAGAGUUAUAGUACGCCCCUUUCGCCGAGUAGAGAGUUGAUAUAGUGUGUAUGCGUGCGCGUUAGAGGCCAGGACACACACAGUCGAUAACCGUCGUUGGCACAUGAAUGAACUCGCGACGUUCGUCUCUUCGUCGUUCAACCCUUCCCCGUUGAUAUCGCACCGUAAUAUCAUCUCGCUACAGGCAUAAGGGAAAAAAUAAUUUCGCUGCUUCUUGGCGGCGUGCGGGCGACGAACGAUCAGUAGAAGAAGAACGACGAAACAGCGGCGCGGCGCUGCAAGUGUCCGUGUGUGGCUCACCGUGUGCAGUGAUACAUUGUGCUAUAACAAAGUGUGCCUCCCGUCUGCGUCGAAGAGAGUCUUGUACGUUGUAACCGCUCUCUCGCAACAGUAGUCUCGGCUAGCAGCGUACGAAGUGCGAACCCACGCAGAGAGAAAAAGCCGCUCUCUUUCGACACCGACAGUUUGGAGUCGACGUCGUCGUCGCCAUGACGCAGCUGCUACCCAUUAGGUUCCAGGAGCACCUCCAGCUCACUGCGGUAGGGAUCAAUGCCAACAAUGUCAGCUUCAACACGGUCACCAUGGAGUCAGACAAGUUUAUCUGUGUCCGGGAAAAGGUGGGUGACACCGCACAGGUGGUCAUCAUUGACAUGAAUGACACUUCCAAUCCCAUCAGGAGGCCCAUCUCUGCCGACUCAGCUAUUAUGAAUCCUGCCAGCAAAGUCAUUGCACUCAAAGCUCAGAAGACGUUGCAGAUCUUUAAUAUUGAGAUGAAGUCAAAGAUGAAGGCUCAUACAAUGGCAGAGGAUGUAGUAUUUUGGAAAUGGAUUUCUCUCAACACUUUGGCCCUUGUAACAGAAACAUCAGUAUAUCAUUGGUCGAUGGAAGGUGAUUCUCAACCAUCGAAAGCAUUCGAACGUCAUCAAUCUUUACACGGCUGUCAGAUUAUUAACUACCGUACCGAUGCCAAACACACGUGGCUACUUCUCAUCGGCAUCUCAGCUCAAAAUAAUCGCGUGGUCGGUGCUAUGCAACUCUACUCGGUUGAACGUAAAUGUUCGCAACCGAUCGAAGGCCAUGCUGCUUCUUUCGCACAGUUCAAGAUGGAAGGCAAUGCUGAGCCUAGUAAUUUAUUCUGCUUUGCCGUGAGGACUGUUCAAGGUGCUAAGCUUCAUAUUAUCGAGGUUGGACAACCACCUGCUAAAAAUCAAGCUUUUCCUAAGAAAGCUGUUGAUGUUUUCUUUCCACCUGAAGCUGGCAAUGAUUUUCCUGUAGCUAUGCAGGUGAGCUCAAAGUACGACGUAAUCUACUUGAUUACUAAGUACGGUUACAUCCACAUGUACGACAUUGAGUCAGCGACGUGUAUCUUCAUGAACCGCAUCUCCGGCGAGACAAUUUUUGUCACCGCUCCACACGAGUCAUCAGGUGGUAUAAUCGGCGUUAAUCGCAAGGGUCAAGUAUUGUCGGUAUCUGUCGACGAGGAAAAUAUCAUUCCUUAUAUCAAUGGAGUACUGCAGAAUCCUGAGCUAGCUCUGCGUAUGGCUGUGCGUAACAAUCUGUCGGGUGCCGAGGAUCUUUUCGUACGCAAGUUCAAAAUGCUCUUCCAGAAUGGACAAUACGCCGAGGCCGCCAAAGUCGCAGCUAACGCACCCAAAGGAAUUUUACGAACUCCCGGCACAAUCCAGCAAUUCCAGCAAGUUCCAACGACGCAGGGUCAAACGUCGCCCCUUCUACAAUACUUUGGUAUUUUGUUGGAUCAAGGUCAGUUGAACAAAUAUGAAUCUCUGGAGCUUUGUCGUCCAGUUUUAGUUCAAGGACGAAAGCAACUUCUGGAAAAAUGGUUGAAAGAGGAUAAACUCGAGUGCAGCGAAGAACUCGGCGACUUGGUUAAACAAGUCGAUCCGACGUUGGCUUUGAGUGUGUAUCUACGCGCAAACGUGCCUAAUAAAGUGAUUCAGUGUUUUGCAGAGACAAGCCAGUUCCAAAAGAUCGUUCUCUAUGCCAAGAAAGUGUCCUAUACUCCCGAUUACAUUUUCCUUCUGCGAAAUGUUAUGCGAAUUAAUCCAGAUCAAGGAGUACUCUUCGCGCAGAUGCUUGUACAGGAUGAUGAACCUUUAGCUGAUAUCAAUCAGAUUGUUGACAUUUUCAUGGAACAGAAUAUGGUUCAGCAGUGUACCGCUUUUCUCCUUGAUGCUCUCAAAAAUAAUCGUUCUACCGAGGGUGCACUCCAAACAAGACUUUUAGAGAUGAACCUUAUGUCUGCUCCACAAGUUGCAGAUGCCAUCCUCGGUAACCAAAUGUUCACGCAUUAUGAUCGCGCUCAUGUCGCUCAACUCUGUGAGAAAGCAGGCCUCUUGCAACGUGCUCUCGAGCAUUAUACCGAUUUGUACGACAUCAAGCGCGCGGUUGUGCACACUCAUUUGCUCUCGCCUGACUGGUUAGUUGGAUUCUUCGGCACUUUGUCUGUGGAGGACUCGUUGGAAUGUCUUAAGGCUAUGCUUACCGCUAAUAUGCGUCAGAACUUGCAGAUUUGUGUACAGAUUGCCACGAAGUAUCACGAACAACUGACAACGAAAGCCUUAAUCGACUUGUUCGAAAGUUUCAAGUCAUACGAAGGACUCUUUUACUUCCUUGGCUCGAUUGUCAACUUCAGCCAGGACCAGGAGGUGCACUUCAAGUACAUCCAAGCUGCUUGUAAAACCGGCCAGAUCAAAGAAGUUGAGCGUAUUUGUCGCGAAAGCAACUGUUAUAAUCCCGAGCGCGUGAAGAACUUCUUGAAGGAAGCUAAACUGUCCGACCAGUUGCCGCUGAUCAUUGUUUGCGACCGUUUCGACUUUGUGCACGAUCUUGUGCUCUAUUUGUACCGCAACAACUUGCAAAAGUACAUCGAAAUUUACGUGCAGAAGGUUAAUCCAUCUCGUUUGCCCGUAGUCAUUGGAGGUCUUCUUGAUGUUGACUGCUCUGAAGACAUCAUAAAAAAUCUUAUCCUCGUUGUUCGCGGUCAAUUCUCGACUGAUGAGCUCGUCGAAGAAGUUGAAAAGCGUAACCGUUUGAAACUUUUGCUUCCAUGGCUCGAGUCUCGUGUGCAUGAAGGAUGCAUCGAGCCGGCAACUCACAAUGCCUUAGCCAAAAUCUACAUCGAUUCGAAUAACAAUCCUGAGAGAUUCUUAAAGGAGAAUCAAUUCUACGACAGUCGCGUUGUCGGCAAAUAUUGCGAGAAACGUGACCCUCAUCUCGCUUGCAUCGCGUAUGAGAGAGGAUCGUGCGAUCGCGAACUUAUCAUCGUGUGCAAUGAGAACAGUCUGUUCAAGAGCGAGGCAAGAUAUUUAGUUCGCAGACGUGAUCCAGAACUCUGGGCUGAGGUACUCAAUGAGGCUAAUCCCUUCAGACGUCCGCUCAUUGAUCAAGUCGUUCAAACUGCUCUAUCCGAGACUCAAGAUCCUGAAGACAUUUCUGUCACUGUUAAAGCAUUCAUGACAGCUGAUUUGCCAAACGAAUUGAUUGAACUGUUGGAAAAGAUUGUAUUGGACAGCAGCGUAUUUAGUGACCAUCGCAACUUGCAAAAUCUUUUGAUCCUCACUGCUAUCAAAGCUGAUCGCACUCGCGUUAUGGAGUACAUCAAUCGGUUAGAUAACUACGACGCACCUGAUAUUGCUAACAUUGCAAUCAAUAAUGAGCUUUACGAAGAAGCUUUUGCUAUUUUCAAGAAAUUCGAUGUUAAUACCUCGGCCAUUCAGGUGCUCAUUGAACAAGUGCAGAAUUUAGAUAGAGCCUACGAAUUUGCUGAGAGAUGUAAUGAGCCUGCCGUCUGGUCGCAGUUAGCUCGCGCCCAACUACAAAAGGGUAUGGUGAAGGAAGCCAUCGACAGUUUCAUUAAGGCCGACGACCCAUCUGCUUACGUCGACGUUGUGGAAACAGCCCACCGUACAGGACAUUGGGAUGACUUGGUACGCUACCUACAGAUGGCUCGUAAGAAAGCACGCGAGUCGUUCAUCGAGUCAGAAUUGAUCUACGCGUAUGCGCGCACCAACCGUUUGGCCGACCUUGAGGAAUUCAUUUCCGGUCCCAAUCACGCUGACAUCCAGAAGAUAGGCGACCGAUGCUUCGAUGACAAGAUGUAUGAUGCAGCCAAAUUGCUCUACAACAACGUCUCCAAUUUUGCUCGAUUAGCCAUUACAUUGGUUCAUCUCAAGGAGUAUCAGGGUGCUGUUGACAGCGCAAGAAAAGCCAACUCCACACGUACUUGGAAAGAAGUAUGUUUCGCCUGUGUGGAUAGCGGUGAAUUCAGGCUUGCACAGAUGUGUGGUCUGCAUAUCGUCGUUCACGCUGACGAACUGGAGGACCUUAUUAAUUAUUAUCAAGAUAGGGGACACUUCGAAGAGCUUAUCAAUUUGCUCGAGGCUGCACUCGGAUUGGAGAGAGCACACAUGGGCAUGUUCACCGAGCUGGCUAUUCUCUACAGCAAGUACAAGCCGCAAAGAAUGAAGGAACAUCUAGAGCUAUUUUGGUCUCGCGUGAACAUUCCCAAGGUACUACGCGCAGCAGAAUCAGCUCAUCUAUGGGCUGAAUUGGUCUUCCUAUUUGACAAGUACGAAGAAUAUGACAACGCGGUGUUGGCAAUGAUGCAGCAUCCAUCCGAGGCAUGGCGUGAAGGUCACUUCAAGGACAUCAUCACCAAAGUGGCUAAUAUCGAACUUUACUACAAAGCUAUUCAAUUUUAUCUUGAGUACAAGCCUCUUCUGCUUAAUGACAUUUUGUUGGUUUUGGCACCACGUAUGGAUCAUACGAGAUCUGUUGCUUACUUCACUCGCACCAACCAUCUGCAAUUAGUUAAGCCCUACCUCAGAUCUGUACAGACAUUGAACAAUAAAGCGAUAAACGAGGCUUUGAAUGGAUUGCUGAUCGACGAGGAAGAUUAUCAGGGACUGAGGACAUCGAUCGACGCAUUCGACAACUUCGACAACAUUGCGCUGGCGCAGCAGUUGGAGAAGCACGAGCUUAUCGAGUUUAGGAGAAUUGCUGCCUAUCUAUACAAGGGCAAUAAUAGGUGGAAACAGUCGGUUGAACUUUGCAAAAAGGACAGGCUCUUCAGAGAUGCAAUGGAGUAUGCAGCUGAAUCUCGCCAGCACGAGGUAGCCGAAGAGUUACUUGAGUGGUUCUUGGAAAGAGGAUCUAAGGACUGUUUUGCUGCUUGUCUGUUCCAUUGCUACGACUUGCUUCAUCCGGAUGUCAUUCUGGAACUCGCGUGGAGACACCAAAUCAUGCACUUUGCAAUGCCUUACCUUAUUCAAGUAUCUCGGGAAUAUAUUACAAAGCUCGAUAAAUUGGAGGAAGCUGAGAGCCGUCGAGCUGAAGAGACUGACCACCAAGAACAUAAAUCUAUGAUUAUGCCGGAACCACAACUGAUGUUGACAGCAGGACCAGGCAUGAUGGCACCAGGUUACGCGCCACAAACAGUGUACGGAGCACCAGCCCAGGCUGUCUACGCACCACCGGCAGCAGCGCCUUAUCAAACGUACGGCAUGUGA